AUGUCGAGGAAGCGGCUGAACGCCAGCGGCGUCGUAGCGGUGCCAUCGUCCAUGGCGCUUGCGCUCACUGCAGCCGGCAGCGGCGACUGCUGGGAGCUGUCGGCCACCUGCGCUGGCAGCGGUGUGCUGCGGCUCCGCGUGGCUGACCUGGGCUACUCGUGCGCUGAGAGCGUGUUUGUGGUGGAGGAGGCGCCCGGCGGGCUCCUGGCUUUUAGGGCCAUCGGGGCCCACGGGCUGCCGCUGGUGGCCUCGUCUCAGCGCGAUGCGCCCCACUACGUGGGGCCAUGCCCCUCCUCCGGCGGCAAGCAGGCAGGGGCGGCGGCGAUGUGGCGCCCGUCGCAGAUGGGUCUGACCAACCCCAAAACCGGCAAGCGCCUGGGCUUUGCGGUGGUGGAGCUGUUUGCCGUCUCUUCUGAGAGCCUCAAGCACCUGGAAAAGGCUGCGGCCGACCAGCACGGCACGGCGCUGGCGCAGGUGGCUGCUCUGCAGGCGCAGCUGGCGGCAAGCGAAGCAAAACGGCAGGAGCAGGAGCAGGCAGCCGCGCUGGAGUGGCGGCGGAUGCACCUGGAGACAUCCCGCCUGUCUGAAGAGCUUCGGCGCGCCGACAGCGUGCAGAAGGAGGCACGCGCAGCGGCCAACAGCGCGGGGCUGCGCGUGCUGCAGCUGGAGCAGCGGGUCGGCCAGCUCAGCACAGACAAGCAGGCUGCAGCGCAGGCGCUGUCGGCGUCUGAGGCGCGUGCAGAGGGGCUCUGCCAGCGCCUGACCGCGCUAGAGGCUGCGCAUGAGAAGGAGCGCCGCAGCUGGGCGUCAGACGUUGAGGGGGCGCUGCAUGUCGAGCGCGCUGCGCGGGCCGAGGAGCUGGCGGCGGCGCGCAAGUCGCUGGCUGAGCUGCAGGAGAGCAUCGCGGCCCGCGUGAGGACCGCAGCGCACAAGGAGGCGGCGCGCGCUUCGCUGGCGGCAGAGCUGGUGUCGCGCGACGAGGAGCUGCGCCAGCUGGCGGCCGCCAACAGCCGCCUGGACUACGCCCUGCAGACAAUCCACCGCCACAUCCAGCGCGGCAGCCCCCACUCUUCCCCGCACCGAGCGGCCGCAGAGCGCUCCUCCCUGUCCUCCAUCAGCCUGGGCGAGCUUCGCGGCGUGGUCGGCGCGAUGAGAGCCGGGGGCGGGCGGCAGGGGGUCCCGGGGUCCAACAGCGCCGCCGACCAGCUUCGGCUGUGGGAGUUGCUGGGGGACGGCCCACAAGAGCACGAGUUUGAGGACGACGGCAGCGAAAGCGACAGCGGCAUCAGCAGCGGCAGCCGCGACGCGGCCAGGCGCAGCGGCGCGGGCGAGAGCAGGGCGCGCAAGGAGGGCCAGGCGGAGUGGGAGAGCCCCGCGCGUGCAGUGGCGGGUCGCAGCAAGGCCGCGGCAGAGGAGAAGCUUGAGGGCGGCGGCGCGCUGGCGAGUGCAAGGAGUGUGGACGUCCCGCCCCAACCGCGACGAUCCCCUGUCAAGCUUGGGCGGCGGACAGACGGGGCGGCUGACGAGGGGCCCCACGCCGAGGCGCCCUCUUGGCCGGUGGCGAGCGAGGAGGGCUGCGUGCUGCUGCGCCCCCGGCGUGGCGCCGGCGCCCUCAUGGCCAGCGGUGCGCCAGCCGCCUCUUUCCACGGUCACGGCGGUGGCGGCGGUGGCGGCACCGACGACGCCGCGUCUUCGUCCGCCGGCUGCAGUCUGAGCAUGCGCGCGCUGGGGGAGGCGGCACGGUCCAUGGGGAGCGGCAGCAUGGGCCGGCGCAGCAGCGAAGCUGGGAGCCACCGCUACUCCCAAGGAGAGUCGGACGAUGAAGCCGCUGCUGGCUGCAGGGGCCAGGGCGGCCUGGCCGGCGUGGCCCACGACGCCGUCAACAGCCUCGGCGCCCGCGACGGGAGGGGGGUGCCUGCGGCGACGACGGAGGACGGCCAGUGGCUGGAGGGGGCGCAGCGCGGCAGGAGGGGUGCGCCUGCCGGGGCGGCGUACGACUGGACCCACCAGCAGUCGCAGAACGACCAGCUGCUGGCGCAGCUGCAACAGCUGGAGCAGCAGCAGGAGGGCCGGCAGGCAGGCUGCCUUGUCUCGGCUGCAGUCGCGCACCACCAGCGCGAGCAGCGGCAGCAGCACCAGCAGCAGCAGGGCCGCCAGCAUCGGUCGCGCUACGAGCAGCCGCGCUCCUCGCGUGCAUCCAGCGGCGCGGCGCGGGCCCACGCGUUGCCCUCGCACGUGUCUGCUGCACCUGUUGGUGCAUCGGGGCCUGAAGGAGCUGCAGUCCCUGUGGUGGAGCACCGCGGCCGAGUCGUGGGGGCCAGCAGCGCGCACCUGUCGCCUGUCAAGGAGGAGGCGGACCAGGCCUCCAGGUCCCUGCUGGCGUCCCCUGGAGGCCGCCCCAGCGCUGCGCGCACACUCAGGCUGCGCCCCGCGCCGCUGACACGCGGGGCAGUCCCGGGCCAGCCGCGGCACCCGGGCUCUGGCGACGUCGGCGGCGGCAUUUCCGGAGGCCGCACUACGGGCGGCAGCGGUGGCGGUGGCGGCAGCGGCAGUGGCGGCGGUUCUGUGUCUUUUCAGAUGGCGGACGCAAUAGCAGCCAUGGGCACUGCAGACCCUAGGCAGGCCGCGGCGCUGAUCAACCUGGUGGCGGACCCACUCACCACCACGCGCCUGAUGCGCCACGCAUGA
Monoraphidium neglectum is the source of this 2688-nucleotide messenger RNA. RefSeq lists its product as hypothetical. Lineage: Eukaryota; Viridiplantae; Chlorophyta; Chlorophyceae; Sphaeropleales; Selenastraceae. The transcript is spliced from 15 exons. The record is from RefSeq and is a predicted model, not a curated record. Bases 1 to 2688 code for a protein of 895 amino acids.